Gymnodraco acuticeps is the source of this 2642-nucleotide messenger RNA. It is a transcript of the gene cdc7, whose product is annotated as cell division cycle 7 homolog (S. cerevisiae). Gene Ontology annotation, biological process: mitotic DNA damage checkpoint signaling; protein phosphorylation. Gene Ontology annotation, cellular component: nucleus. The transcript is spliced from 12 exons. Bases 209 to 2032 code for a protein of 607 amino acids. The record is from RefSeq and is a predicted model, not a curated record. Gene Ontology annotation, molecular function: ATP binding; protein serine/threonine kinase activity. Lineage: Eukaryota; Metazoa; Chordata; Actinopteri; Perciformes; Bathydraconidae.
GAGAUGCGGCGUCACUUUUAGCGGGGAGUUUGUUGUUCGCGGAAAGCUUCAGAGCCUGAAAGUCUACUAACUAUUAUAAUCAUCCGCCGACAGAUAAUUAUAUGUUAUUUAUAGGUUGUUGCCUAUGAAACAUACGCCUAUUACCGUAUGGUGUGUUCAGGUAAUGUUCAUAUGAAGAAAGAGUUGCACUGAACGACAAACUAACGCGAUGGAGUUGUCUCCUGUCUGCACUGACAGCACCAGCACCGAGGGAUGUGUUAUUAAACAGGAUGGAGGGCGGAGGAGAAGCAAAGUCUCAAGAGAUGUGGACAUCGAAAUUGAGAAUCUUUACAAAGCUAUCCCCCAGCUGGCCAAGGUUUUCCGUAUCACUGACAAAAUCGGAGAAGGUACAUUCAGCUCUGUGUUUCUGGGUGAGGCCCAGAUGCAUGAUGGGAGGAGAGCGAUGUUUGCCUUGAAGCACCUCAUCCCAACCAGCCACCCUACACGCAUCGCUGCUGAGCUUCAGUGUCUCACUGUCGCUGGAGGCAAAGAGAGUGUGAUAGGGGCAACAUAUUGUUUCAGGAAGGAGGACCAUGUAGUGAUUGUCAUGCCUUAUAUGGAGCAUCAAGCUAUCGUGGACAUCAUUGGCUCGUUGACUUUUGAAGAGGUGCGUCUGUACAUCUAUCACCUGAUGAAGGCUCUGAGACACGUCCACCAGUUUGGAAUCAUCCACAGAGACAUUAAACCAAACAACUUCCUGUACAACAGGAAGAGCAACACGUAUGCGCUGGUGGACUUCGGCCUGGCUCAGGGAACAGCGGACACACAGAUCGAGCUCCUGAAGGUGGUGAGGCAGAGGGCAGCACUAAAAGGUGGAGGGUCCAUGGGGAAACAAGACACCACACAGAGGAGCAAAGCACCACCUAGGCCCCCUCCCAAAACCACUACAGCCUCCACCUCACUACCUCCACGGCCGUCAACAUCCUUACCUCAUUCCUCCUCCUCCUCCUCCACCACCUCCUCCUCAGCCACUCGGAAAGCUCUGGUUAAAAAAGCACGUUGUGUCUCCACCACUGUCCCCACCUCCGCCUCUCGCACCAACCACACAAAGGAUCUGUCCGGUCUGCGCAAACAGCCUCGGCCGGUGUUUGGAGAGAGGAACCUGAACAGCUGCACUCCAGCUGCAGCCACCACCAAACCAGCUGCCAUUAAAGCAGAGUCUCUCAUUCAGCUGGUAAAGUCCAGUAAAACAGAGGACCCGGCCAACAGAAGGUACUGUGCGGCCGGCCGGGGCCCGCUGCCUGUCAGGACCCAGAGCGGCGGUCAGAAGCCUCAGAGGGCCGUCCAGCAGGGCCUCACCUGCAGCUGCUACCAGAGCGACCGCGUCUGCAACAUCUGCAUGUCCAGGAAACCUCAGGUGGCUCCCAGGGCUGGCACUCCGGGCUUCAGAGCACCAGAGGUCCUCACAAAGUGUCCCAACCAGGGAACAGCUAUAGACGUGUGGUCAGCUGGUGUGAUCCUGCUCUCGCUGCUCAGCGGACGCUACCCGUUCUUUAAAGCCAGCGACGACCUGAUCGCCCUCACUCAGAUCAUGACCAUACGAGGCUCCAGAGAAACCAUCCGGGCAGCCAAGGCUUUUGGUAAGGCGGUGGCGUGCAGCAGGGAGCUGCCUCGGCAGGACCUCAGGACGCUGUGUGAGACCCUCAGAGGGCGGAGGCCGUCCCCAGAUGAAGUCACACCCCUCCCCGAAGCUAACAGAGACUCCACCUCCACCCGCCUUCACAACAUCCAAGAUGCUACGCCCACACAUCGUCCUGCUGAACAGCACAAAGACGGAGCAGGAGAGAACCCUUCGUCUCUCUCUUCUGCCCUCCCUAACCAGCAGGAAGUCAGGAACUCAGAAACAGACUGUAAGGUGGAGCUGGAUGAGCGGGGCUGGGACAGAGUUCCUGACGAGGCCUACCACCUGCUGGACCGGCUUCUGGACCUGAACCCUGGAACCAGGAUGACGGCGGCUCAGGCCCUGCAGCACCCCCUCUUCAAAGACCUGUGAAAGACUUCCUGCUCUUUGGUUCAGGUUCUAUGAACCAGAUGAUGCCAAGACAAUAGUUCUGCUUAUAAAGCAGCAGCAGAAGAGUCAAUCUGUCACCUUUUUAUAUUAAAUGAUUCUGCAGAAAAGUGUACAUCUUUGGGGAAACUACCUGACCAAGCUGAUACAUCAAAGAUGGAGUUCUCCAAAUGUUUCAUAGAUUUUAAUAUAGCACCCUUUCAGGCAGGCUACUUAUUAAAAGGCCUGCAGUCCAUGUUACAAAGGACAACAAUACUUAAAAGGGCUUUAAGCAUGCACUGUAUAACCCAAAUAUAGUGCACGUGACAAGACAGGAGGAGGGUUGACUUGAGGCAUUAUAUUGACCUCAUUAUUGGCUUUUACAGUUUUACAAUUGAAGGACCCUGAUAGCCUCUGUACUUUUUUACUUGGAAGACCAAAAAAGAACAAUAGGAAACUUAAGGACUCUUAUUAAGGUAGUUUGAGGAGGUGUCACUUAAAUUGUUGUUUGUGUAAACUUAGCAAGAGGGAAUUCUGUAUGUUGUUUACUAUUGUCACUAUAUUACAGCAAUAUGAGAUGACUGUUUCCAAUGUAAUAAAUGGCUUUUAAUUUAAA